AGGCGGCGCGGCCCCGCCCCUGCCAUGGCCGCCGCCUGGCGCCGGGGCUAAGUGGCCGCCGGCGUCCGGGUACCCGAGGGCUCUCCCGCGUUGCUGGCACCGCUGGCGCCGCGGCCUCGUAGCGCAUGGGCCUCCUCCGAGGCGGGCUCCCAUGCGCUCGGGCCAUGGCGCGCCUGGGCGCUAUACGCUCCCACUACUGCGCCCUGCUGCUGGCCGCGGCGCUGGCCGUCUGCGCCUUCUACUACCUCGGCUCAGGCCGGGAGACCUUCUCCAGCGCCACCAAGAGGCUGAAGGAGGCCCGCGCCGGGGCUCCCGCCGCGCCCUCGCCGCCCGCGCUGGAGCUAGCGCGGGGCUCCGUGGCGCCAGCCCCCGGCGCGAAGGCCAAGAGCUUGGAGGGCGGCGGUGCCGGGCCGGUGGACUACCACCUGCUGAUGAUGUUCACCAAGGCGGAGCACAAUGCCGCGCUGCAGGCCAAGGCCCGCGUCGCGCUGCGCUCACUGCUGCGUCUCGCCAAGUUCGAGGCGCACGAGGUGCUUAACCUUCACUUCGUGAGCGAGGAGGCCAGCCGCGAGGUGGCCAAGGGCCUGCUGCGGGAGCUCCUGCCGCCCGCCGCUGGCUUCAAGUGCAAGGUCAUCUUCCACGACGUUGCUGUGCUGACGGAUAAGCUCUUCCCCGUCGUGGAGGCCAUGCAGAAGCACUUCAGUGCUGGCUCGGGAACCUACUACAGUGACUCCAUCUUCUUCCUCUCGGUCGCCAUGCAUCAGAUCAUGCCCAAAGAGAUCCUGCAGAUCAUUCAGCUGGACCUAGACCUGAAGUUUAAGACCAACAUCCGGGAGUUGUUUGAGGAAUUUGACAGUUUCCUGCCAGGCGCCAUCAUCGGCAUAGCCCGGGAGAUGCAGCCAGUUUACAGGCACACGUUCUGGCAGUUCCGCCAUGAGAACCCCCAGACCCGGGUUGGGGGCCCGCCCCCCGAGGGGCUGCCGGGCUUCAACAGCGGGGUGAUGUUGCUGAACCUGGAGGCCAUGCGCCAGUCCCCGCUCUACAGCCGCCUGCUGGAGCCGGCGCAGGUGCAGCAGCUGGCCGACAAGUACCACUUCCGCGGCCACCUCGGGGACCAGGACUUCUUCACCAUGAUCGGCAUGGAGCACCCCAAGCUCUUCCAUGUGCUGGACUGUACCUGGAACCGGCAGCUGUGCACCUGGUGGAGGGACCAUGGCUACAGUGACGUCUUCGAGGCCUAUUUCAGGUGUGAGGGCCACGUCAAGAUCUACCACGGGAACUGCAACACUCCCAUCCCGGAGGACUAGGCGCACCCCCUGCCUUGCCCCCGGGGCCUCCAGAUCUGGGGGAAGGACAGGGCUCCUUGGGACAGACCCAAGGGCAGUGUCUGACCCGCUAGAGAGACACCGCAGGGAAGUCCUGUGAUUAAGGUGCUGAGACCUCCUGCCGGGCAGGUCACUGUGCUGAGGCCACCCGCCAAGGACUGGCCUGUGCACUGCUGGUGCUUGGGACAUUAUUCCUCCAGGGAGCAGGCGACACAAAGGACACGCAUGUCCAGUGGGCUGGGAAGCAAGCACUUGAAGAGAAGGGGAGAAAGGGUCCCCCUUGCUGUCUGCCUCUGAGGAAUGGAAAUCUUUUAGACCCGGCCUUUUUUGGACCAAUAUAAAUUUAAUUUAAAUUGACAGCCUUCCAUUUUUCGAGAAAGUACAAACAGAACUGCUUUAGCACCCAUCGAGCCCCAAACGGGUAAGGUAAGCCAAGGUUUUAAUGACCAGCCCAGUAUCUAAGCGUCCAAACGAAUGCCAGCCCAUCGCAUACUCACCCUGGGAGGCUGCUGCACGCGCAUUCUCCUGACGCUCACAUCACUUGGUGUAGGUUUCAGGAUCGCCUCUUUGAGGAAGGACUUCAGGACCAACUGGGGCCUGCAUAAGAAAACUUAUCUCAUUAUUAGAGCACUCACAGCUUGUAUCUCCCAGCUACAUCCUAGAACCCCAUUGUCCUUUAUUCAACCAAACCAGCUCCAGGUGACCAGACUCUACUCAGAAAGCAAAUUCAUCAUCAAAGAACAGAGAUUGGCCACCACGAGGACAUGCAGGAGAACUGUCUGGACCAGGAAGACUCAUUCCAAAAAGGAGCCCAGGCCGGGCACAGUCGUCAAGCCUAUAAUCCCAACACUUUGGGAGACCGAGGUGGGGGGAUCGAUUGAGCCUCGGAGGUCGAGAUCAGCCGGGGAAACACAGGGAGGCCCCCAUCGCUACAAAAUAUUUUAAAAAAUUAGCCAGGUGUGGUGGCUUGUGCUUGUUGUCUCGGCUACUUGGGAGGCUGAAGUGGGAGGGUGGCUUGAGUCCAGGAGUUCACUGCACUGAGCUGUGAUCACACCACUGCACUCCAGCCUGGACGACAGAGUGAGACGUCCAUCUCAAAAAAAAAAAAAAAAAAAGGGAACCCAGCAAUUCCCAAGUGUGACCAUGUGGGCUUGGAAGACAUGUCACUCAUGGGCCAGUAAGCAUUCUAGUUUCUUUGUUUACAAAAUCCCCUUAUCAUACCACGUUAGACCGUAGACCUUAGCAGAAAUUAAAGCAUCGUUUCUUUUGAUGGGGCCUCCUGUACGUAGGCUGUAGACGUGAAAGCCCCAGGGGUCCAUUUGUAUCAUCUAGCUGAGGUCCUUGGAGAAAUGCUAUGGAAUUUUCAUCUUGUUUUGUUUUGAUUUCAUUUACGUUUUUCUAUCUUUUUCCCAUGAGUGAGGAUAGCUAAUAAAUCAUCUUUGAGAACA
Messenger RNA from Pan troglodytes (chimpanzee), 2773 nucleotides. RefSeq names its product xyloside xylosyltransferase 1 (gene XXYLT1). Gene Ontology annotation, biological process: protein O-linked glycosylation via N-acetylgalactosamine. Gene Ontology annotation, molecular function: xylosyl alpha-1,3-xylosyltransferase activity. The coding region runs from base 126 to 1307 and encodes 393 amino acids. NCBI's taxonomy places the organism in Eukaryota, Metazoa, Chordata, Mammalia, Primates, Hominidae. The record is from RefSeq and is a predicted model, not a curated record. The transcript is spliced from 4 exons. Gene Ontology annotation, cellular component: endoplasmic reticulum membrane.